This is a messenger RNA of Arabidopsis arenosa, 1472 nucleotides long. NCBI's taxonomy places the organism in Eukaryota, Viridiplantae, Streptophyta, Magnoliopsida, Brassicales, Brassicaceae. The record is from the annotation of a GenBank genome assembly.
GAAUCUUCGAUUUCUGCAACUUUUGUAUCUCGUCGACUCUUUUCUGGUGAGCCCUUCUUCCUCUCGUUUUUAGGGUUUGGGUUUUCUUCAAAAUCUCACCUUUUUUAUUUAGCAUUGGUCGUAUGUUUACCAAGUUCAGAAAACUGUUGUGGUUCUAUUGAAUUGGGUUUCCUCUAUCUUUAUUAUAGAGAUGGAGUCUUCAAGCCCCCACCAUAGUCACAUUGUUGAGGUUAAUGUAGGAAAAUCGGAAGAAGAAAGAAUUAUUGUGGCAAGUAAAGUCUGUGGAGAAGCGCCUUGUGGGUUUUCGGAUUCUAAGAAUGCUUCCGGUGAUGCUCAGGAACGCUCUGCUUCUAUGCAGAAGCUUUGUAUCGCGGUCGUGCUGUGUCUAGUGUUCAUGAGCGUUGAAGUUGUUGGUGGCAUUAAAGCCAAUAGUUUGGCCAUUUUAACCGAUGCAGCUCAUUUGCUCUCUGACGUUGCUGCCUUUGCUAUCUCCCUCUUCUCAUUGUGGGCUGCUGGCUGGGAAGCCACUCCCAGGCAGACUUACGGGUUCUUCAGGAUUGAGAUUUUGGGAGCUCUUGUAUCUAUCCAGCUCAUUUGGUUGCUCACGGGUAUUCUGGUUUAUGAAGCCAUUAUCAGAAUUGUUACAGAGACCAGUGAGGUUAAUGGAUUCCUCAUGUUUCUUGUUGCUGCGUUUGGUCUAGUGGUGAACAUCAUAAUGGCUGUUCUGCUAGGGCAUGAUCAUGGUCACAGUCAUGGGCAUGGACAUAGCCAUGGCCAUGACCAUCACAAUCACGGUGGAAACCAUAGCCAUGGGGUGACUGUUACCACCCAUCACCAUCAUCAUGAUCAUGAACAUGGCCAUAGUCAUGGAGAGGACAAGCACCAUGCUCAUGGGGAUGUCACUGAGCAACUGUUGGACAAAUCGAAGACUCAAGUCGCAGCAAAAGAGAAAAGAAAGAGAAACAUCAAUGUCCAAGGAGCUUAUCUGCAUGUCCUUGGGGAUUCCAUCCAGAGUGUUGGUGUUAUGAUUGGGGGAGCUAUCAUUUGGUACAACCCGGAAUGGAAGAUAGUGGAUCUGAUCUGCACACUUGUCUUUUCGGUUAUUGUCCUAGGAACAACCAUCAACAUGAUUCGAAACAUUCUUGAAGUAUUGAUGGAGAGUACACCCAGAGAGAUUGACGCCACAAAGCUCGAAAAGGGUCUGCUCGAAAUGGAAGAAGUGGUGGCUGUUCAUGAGCUUCACAUUUGGGCUAUCACAGUGGGAAAAGUGCUAUUGGCUUGCCAUGUCAAUAUCAGACCAGAAGCAGAUGCAGACAUGGUGCUCAACAAGGUAAUUGAUUACAUCCGCAGGGAGUACAACAUUAGUCAUGUUACGAUACAAAUCGAGCGCUAAAAGCAAAGUAAGAUCUGAUGAGGGGUUUUUGUAUCAGCAUUCUCAUUAACAAUAAAAUCAAUAAAGUUUCUACAUUUUU